Eutrema salsugineum is the source of this 1450-nucleotide messenger RNA. RefSeq lists its product as uncharacterized. The record is from RefSeq and is a predicted model, not a curated record. The transcript has 6 exons. Bases 254 to 1225 code for a protein of 323 amino acids. Lineage: Eukaryota; Viridiplantae; Streptophyta; Magnoliopsida; Brassicales; Brassicaceae.
AAUUAGGAAGGAAAAAACGAAAUCGAACCCUACGGUCUUUUCCUCGCUCUUCGCCGUGUUUUUAGUGUGUCUCAAACCCCUCCAAGCAAGCUUCUCGGUUUUCCGACCGUCGUGACUAAUUCCUUUCUGGUCGGUAACAAAAUCAAGUUAUGGAGUUGUUACGUGGAAUUGAUCGCGCCGACAUACAAGUGUCACAGUCUUAGAACCGAACCUGGUAACUGUGUCUUCUCGUAAACGACGGGUGUGCACUGUGAUGAUUCUGAAACAGCUGAAACAACUUACAUUGUCUGCUACACGCAGGAAUGCUGAUGUUUUGCGGCUUGCAAAGUUCUAUAGCUCUCCUGCUGUUUGCCAAACUUUAAAAACCUCUAAAGCUUACAAAAGACUAUCAAAAGAUGAUCGGCGAGCUGCGGUUGAGUCUUUUGUCAGCAACUACAGAGCAGCUAAUGCUGGUAGAUUCCCUUCGUUGAGUGCUACUCACAAGGAAGUGGGAGGCGGUUAUUACUUUGUCAGGAAAAUCUUUCAGGAGCUAAAACUGAAACCAGAAGCAUUUUUGCCAAUCGUAGCUAAAGCCCUCUCAGACGUACCUGCUUCUGUACCAGAUGAUGCUUCCUCACAGACUUUAAAUGACCCUCAGUCGCAUAGUUCUGCUUGCAAUGCAAAACAUUUAUCUCCUGUGGUUGUUCAAGCUGGCAGACCUGAUACGAUUGAGAUAGGAAGUGAUCAGGCGCAGGCUACAAUAGAUUCUUCUCACCCUAAUUCUCAUGAGCCUAAUCUUCUGGAUAAAAAUCUUGUCAGUACUGCAACGAAUGAUAAACAAGAAACACAGACAGCUUCCAACGAUGAGGUUGACAGAAAAUACGACAGCAAUCUUGUCAUUACUGCAACACAUGACAAAACAGAAACAGAGACAGAUCCUAACAAUGAAGUUGACAGUAAAUGCGAUAGCCAUACUCAUUUUCCGGAAAGUAAGGCGAUAGUAUUAGAGGAAUCUUCAAAAACCUCAGAGACUGAUGAAAAGGAAAAUUUGACGCGCUUAGGUAGUCAAGAGUCAAAAGCAGACCAUCAUGAAGGAGCUGCCGUUUCAGGAAAUGUUUUGCCUACUGAGACCAGACAAGUUUCAGAGAAAGGGGCUGGUGGGGUGAAAACAGGAGAAAAUUCAAGCGCUUGGAGCAAUAUGAUGUCAAUUGCCAGAGAGUUUGCUAACUUUUGGAGAACACGGUAGAUUUAGCCUAGGAGGUGUAAAAGCUGCUUUAGUGCGGAAGCUUUUUAGAUCUCACUUGUGUGUUUGACCAUUUUGUAGAGGCUAUGUUUUGUGGUUGGUCAUGAUUUUGUGCAAAAAGUUUGGAAAUCUCUCAAGCUGAGAACAUGGUAAAAUUUUGUGCAAAAAGUUUGGAAUCUCCUAAGAUGUCUAACAUAUGGUAUAUGGUAAAUAUAAUAUAAACAACCA